AUGGCGGACUUUUCGACAUCUCAGCCCGGUCAAUCGGAACAAGCGCAACCAAGCACUAGCGUCAUCAAUGGAGCCUCAGCACAGUCCAAUGGCGGCCCCUCUUCGGCACCCCUCACCGACUCCAACGGCAAGCACAGCAACGCCGACGACACAGAUUCAGAGGCAGAGGAUGCAGCUAAUCCCGCGGACGACUACGACGACCCGCAGACCGAGGACGAGGCCGGCCCCUCGAGUGCGGCAGACCAGCCCGAGCCAGCCAACAAUGGCAUUACGCGGGGUAUCGUCCAGUACGGCUCCGUGCGCGUCGACCACAGCGGUGCACCCAACGGUCAAGCGCCCGAAUCUCCUACGGAGGAGAUUCCGGACGACUCGGAGCUGCUCACCCACCAUCCGGAUACCGAAGAGGUGCUCGACCUGGGCCACCUCCGCCUGACCACCACCAAGCGUCUUGGACUGCAGCGCUUCGCACCCUCGCUCAAGCGUCUCUGUCUGCGCCAGAACCUGCUGACCAAGAUCCGCACCAAGGACAUCGGCGUCCUGACCGAGCUCGAGGAUUUGGACUUGUACGACAACAGCAUCGAGAAGAUCUCGGGACUCGAUGAGCUUACCAAGCUCGAGUCGCUCGAUCUGUCGUUCAACAACAUCCACCACAUCAGCAACGUGUCGCAUCUGGGCGAGUGCAAGACCAUCUACUUUGUGCAGAACAAGAUCUCGCGCGUGCGUCCAGACGAUCUGCAGGGCGCCAUCGCGCACUCGCUCGAGUCGCUCGAACUCGGAGGCAACCGUCUGCGCUCGAUCGAAAACAUCGGCCACCUCACCAACCUCACCCAGCUCUGGCUGGGCAAGAACAAGAUCACCUCGCUCGAGGGUAUUUCGACGCUGACGAACCUGCGCGUGCUCAGCAUCCAGUCCAAUCGCAUCACCAAGCUCCAAGGCCUCGAAAAGCUCGUCAACCUCCAAGAGCUCUACCUCUCCCACAAUGGCCUUACCAAAAUUGAGGGCCUCGAGAACAACACGAAGCUCACAACGCUCGAUAUCGGCGCCAACAUGAUCGAGAGGAUCGAGAAUGUAGCCCACCUCAACCAGCUCGAGGAGUUCUGGGCCAACGACAACCGGAUCGAGGAUCUCAACGAUGUCGACCGCCAGCUCGGGCCGAACAACAUGCCCAACCUCGAGACGGUGUAUCUCGAGGGCAAUCCGGCGCAAAAGAAAGAGGGCCCCGCACUCGAUACCACGCAAUCUGGCCCGGCGCACCCACUCGCUCAUCUUUUGUACCCUGCAUCCUGCACCGCAUGUUCAGGAUCCUUCUUUAUCACUUCGCUCUUUGCAUGGAUGAUUGCAGCAUUCGAUCUGUUGGAUGUGUGGUUUGAACGAGGCGCUACAGCUUUGAAGGACAAGCCUCCACAUGGAUAUGCGGGGUUCGGCUGUUCGUCUACGAUCCCAGCCAAUGUCAAGGCGGCGGCAGUAUACGUGCACGGGUGCUGUGGUCGCCAAGUAUGCGCCGCAUGCUUGGAUCGCAAUGCAAGGCUCGCCACCUUCUGUCCGAUGUGCGAAGAUGCACAUGCGGCGUUUCGCAAGGGCCCGCGAAGCGACGUAACUCGUGCAGGCCAGGUCGUGUUCGAUGCCGAAUCGGCACUAGCUCAAGACGAGGACGUCGCACCACCACCGUAUACCGAGUCUGGACGCCAAGACCCGCCAGCAUCCGCGUUUGUUCUGGAGGAUGGUGAGGAUUCGCUGCGAAAGGUAGCGUCAAGUAGCGAGAGUGCCAGCGCGAGCGAAAGGCGCAAGGCGACGCCGGCUCUGCUGAGGCAGGCGUCCAAGGCAAGCGCAGAGGCUGAACUCGAUACCGCCCCACAACAAGCCAACGCCAGGGAAGGUGCGGACUCAGAUGUGCAGACGGACUCGCUCGUGGCGCAUCGGCGCAAGGUCGAUCCGCACGAUCCGCACGAAGCAUCGCCCUCCGAUCCCACCUCCUCGCGCAGGGGCGAUGGCGAGACACGACAGUACUGGCUGCGCAAGACCGACACGCUGGCGGCGAUCGCGAUCCGCUUCGGCGUGUCGACGCACGAGUUGUGUCUGCUCAAUGCGCUUCCGCGCGCCGUCCUCUCGACGUCGCCGCAUCUCCUGCAUACGCGCGCGUUCAUCCUCAUCCCCGCCCACGCUGUCGAUCAGCAACUCGCCGCAAAUCCAGAGCUGGCAGCUUCACUACAGGGCCCACCGCUGCGGUCUGCGCGCGAAAAGACCGCCGCGGCCAGACGCAAUGCGCAGGCCAAGUUCCGCGCCACCCUCGCGCGCAACGCCGCCUCCUCGAGCAAGACCACCGACGAUGCGCCGCCGGACGAUAGGGCGGCGCGCGCGUACGUCGCGCUGGCCGAAGACGAGUUUCGCCUGCUCGAUUUUGGCGAGGGAAUCGAUCCUGAUGGGCUUGCGCUCCCGUACGACGGCGACGAGGCCGAGGAUGGCAUGCUCGACGCGGCACGUGCGCGCAGAUUCGAUGCCGUGCUCACGCAUGCGCUCGCACGCUGGCAUAUGGACUCGGUCUGGGAACGAGAACAGCGCGCAAACGGUCUGGAUCCUUCGUCCGUGCGUGCGCCUGCACCCACACUGCCUCCUGAACCCGUAGAGAAGGACGGCGCCAGCACAAGCGCCGUCGGGCGCUGGUUUGCACGCGCGCUCAACGCCGAAGCAUCCGACACACAGCGAGGUGAGCAUAAGUCGCGAUCGCCACGCCAUGUAGUUGCGCUCUCGAGCUCAGUCAAGUUGCCUACCCAUCUGACGCAGACGUACGCGGCGCACAGGGGUCCGGUCAACGUAGUGCGCUAUAACUCGCUCGGACGCUACCUGCUGACGGGCGGUUCGGAUCGGGCGAUUCGGCUGUGGAACGCCAGUCAGGCGGCGGAGCAGGCGAUCAAGACGUAUGCGCAGCACAGCUACGAGGUGCAUGCGCUCGACAUUGCGCGCGACAACACGCGCUUCGCCUCGGGCGGCGCCGACAAGUCGGUGUACGUCUGGGACGUGGCCACGGGCAGCGUGCUGCGCCGGUUCGACGGGUUCGCAGGCCGCGUCAACGAUGUGCGCUUUGGCGGCAGAGACGACGAUGGGAGCGUGCUGGCGGUGGGUGGGUUCGAUGGCGUCGUGCGGGUUUUCGACCUGCGUGCACAGGGUGCGUGGCGACCGAUCGUCGAGAUGGCCGAGGCAAAGGACGCGGUGACGUCGCUCAGCGUGCGUGGCGACCGCAUCUACUCGGGCUCGGUCGACGGUGUGCUGAGGUGCUACGAUUUGCGCGCCGGUGAGCUUCGGGCGGACACCCUGCCGGCGCCCAUCACGUCGGUGUGUCCGUCGCGGCUGGAUAAGUCGGUGGUGGUGGCGACGCUCGACUCGACGGUGCGUCUGCUCGAUACGCGCGACGGCUCGCGGCUGCAGACGUAUUCAGGACACCAGCACGCCUCGCUCCGCUGCAGGGCGGCUCUCACCACGCAGGAAGACGGCGUGAUUGCCGGCGACGAGCAGGGCAGUCUUUUGGGUUGGGACAUGGUCUCGUCCGAACGCGUGCCCGUGGGACCCAAGCAUGCGGCUGCGCACGCGAAACCCAUCUUGUGGCUCGAAGCCAAUCCCGAUACCACGCUCACCUCGACCGAGAUCGUCACGGCCUCCGCGGACGGCACAGUCAAGGUGUGGUCCACGCCUGGCCGUACGUGA
Molecule: messenger RNA, 3699 nt
Organism: Moesziomyces antarcticus
Lineage: Eukaryota; Fungi; Basidiomycota; Ustilaginomycetes; Ustilaginales; Ustilaginaceae
Product: L domain-like protein
Exons: 3
Coding region: 1-3699 (1232 amino acids)
Biological process (GO): mRNA splicing, via spliceosome
Cellular component (GO): catalytic step 2 spliceosome
Molecular function (GO): protein binding
Source: RefSeq, a predicted model, not a curated record